This is a messenger RNA of Propithecus coquereli (Coquerel's sifaka), 3892 nucleotides long. RefSeq names its product chondroitin polymerizing factor 2 (gene CHPF2). Gene Ontology annotation, cellular component: Golgi cisterna membrane. The transcript has 4 exons. NCBI's taxonomy places the organism in Eukaryota, Metazoa, Chordata, Mammalia, Primates, Indriidae. Gene Ontology annotation, molecular function: glucuronosyl-N-acetylgalactosaminyl-proteoglycan 4-beta-N-acetylgalactosaminyltransferase activity. The coding region runs from base 1411 to 3750 and encodes 779 amino acids. The record is from RefSeq and is a predicted model, not a curated record.
GGUUCCUCGCGGGGCCUGGGGUCUGUUUCCCCUCCCGUCCCUGCUCCCUGCCUGGCGCGCGCGGGGCGCCGCUCCCCUUCUCGGACCCCUGGUCCUCGGCCCUGCUGCCGGCCUCCUCCCUGUGGGGCUUGCGCGUCCCUCGUUGCCCGGCGCUCGCUGUCUUGGCACAGUCUCCGGCGCCGCCUUCGCCCCCACCGACGGGCCCAGGGACGGGGUCUGUUCCCCGCUCUCGCAGCCGCCGGCCCCGGCUCGCAGAACAAACCGAGCUGGACCCCCUGCUCCUCCUCUGCAGCCUGUGACGUAGCCGAUUUAUUUCUGUUUUGAGACGAACGGCGAAGACCCGCGCUGGGCCUUAUUUGUAGGGCUAGAAUUGGUCUUUGGUAGCUGAGAGGUAGAGCAGGGGCGCCGGGCCCCUGGCAGGGUCGUGUCCGGAGUCAGCCGCGCUUCUGUCUGCGGUCACAGAACCCCUGCGUUGUCUUUAGCUGCUGCUUGUCCUCUGGGUUUGCUUUCGGUUUGUUUCAUUUAGUCCCUGGAGCCCUGGUAAAACCAGGUGCCGAAUCGCUCUUACGCAGCAAGAGUUACGGUAAUUUGCUGGCUGUCUGCUCCCGGACGAAGGUGGGCAGCUCAGCCUCUCCGCAGCUGGGAUUCGUAGAAUGGUCUGCUAGAUGGUUCUAUCAGCCAUUGCUCCUCCGAGAGGUUGUCAGUGCUGAGUCACGCAUCUGUCUACCUCAUUUGGGUGGGCAGAACUUAUGUGUACCAUGCAGUGGCUCCAGACCGCUCCCGAGUGGCAGGAGGAGGGGUUACUGUAGCCACUGCCUUUCCUUCACACUUGGCAGUGAGCAGAGUAGAAAGAGAUUCUGGUCCCUUCCCUGUGCCCGCCUGCCAGAGUAGGUCAGCAGCCCCUCCAGUCGCCUGAGUCAGGCAUGGUGCCAGAGCCAGGCAUUCUUCAGGAAAGGCCCACUGAGGCAGACUCCUCUGGUUGGUGGCAGUUGUUUCGCUGGAUCAUGUGCUUUUCCCUAUCCCCUUCUUUGUCAGUGGUGUCAUCUCUUGACUUAGGUCCAGCGUACAGAUGUGUGUAGUCCUUUAUAGGUUAGGUUUAGCAGUAUUGCGUUUUACUUCCUCCCUUUUCUACUGGCCAGAAUCCCCAUUUGAGUGAAAUUCGUUCUCAUAAUUAUUACCAUUUGGGCCAAGGAUUAGAUCCAGCAUCUUGGCGGUUGAAGACUAGGCAGAAGGAGUUGUGAAGACUGGACAGUCAAUAUUCCUGGGGAUGCUGGGCCUGGAAGCCAGCACACCUUGCUGUGUUGUUGACCUCAUUGACCCCAGGUUUCCUGGUUAAAACUGCAGGCCUGCUACUGGUCUGGCACCCGUGAAACCAUUGAUCCUUAAGGCUGUGCCCCCUGGGGCACCCAUAUGGCAGGGCCCACCACCACCAUGAGACUGAGCUCCCUGUUGGCUCUGCUGCGGCCAGCACUGCCCCUUAUCCUAGGACUGUCUCUGGGGUGCAGCCUGAGCCUCUUGCGGGUUUCCUGGAUCCAGGGUGAGGGAGAAGAUCCCUGUGUAGAGGCUGUGGGGGAGCCAGGAGGGCCACAGAAUUCAGACUCAAGAAGUCAGCUAGACCAAAGUGAUGAAGACUUCAAACCCCGGAUUGUCCCCUACUACAGGGAUCCCAACAAGCCCUACAAGAAGGUGCUCAGGACUCGGUACAUCCAGACAGAGCUGGGCUCUCGUGAGCGGUUGCUUGUAGCUGUCCUGACUUCCCGGGCCACACUCUCCACUCUGGCUGUGGCCGUGAACCGCACAGUGGCCCACCACUUUCCUCGGUUACUCUACUUUACUGGGCAGCGAGGGGCCCGGGCUCCGGCAGGGAUGCAGGUGGUGUCGCAUGGGGAUGAGCGGCCAGCCUGGCUCAUGUCAGAGACCCUGCGACACCUUCACACGCACUUUGGGGCCGACUACGACUGGUUCUUCAUCAUGCAGGAUGACACGUAUGUGCAGGCCCCCCGCCUGGCAGCCCUUGCUGGCCACCUCAGCAUCAACCAAGACCUAUACUUGGGCCGGGCAGAGGAAUUCAUUGGCGCAGGCGAGCAGGCCCGGUACUGUCAUGGGGGAUUUGGCUACCUGUUGUCACGGAGUCUCCUGCUUCGCUUGCGGCCGCAUCUAGAUGGCUGCCGAGGAGACAUUCUCAGUGCCCGUCCUGACGAGUGGCUUGGCCGCUGCCUCAUCGACUCCCUGGGCAUCGGCUGUGUCUCACAGCACCAGGGGCAGCAGUAUCGCUCAUUCGAACUGGCCAAAAAUAGGGACCCCGAGAAGGAGGGGAGCUCGGCUUUCCUGAGUGCCUUCGCCGUGCACCCUGUCUCCGAGGGCACCCUCAUGUACCGGCUCCACAAACGCUUCAGUGCUCUGGAGUUGGAGCGGGCUUACAGUGAAAUAGAACAACUCCAGGCUCAGAUCCGGAACCUGACAGUGCUGACCCCGGAGGGGGAGGCAGGGCUGAGCUGGCCUGUCGGGCUCCCGGCCCCUUUCACACCACGCUCUCGCUUUGAGGUGCUGGGCUGGGACUACUUCACAGAGCAGCACACCUUCUCCUGUGCAGAUGGGGCUCCCAAGUGCCCACUGCAGGGGGCUAGCAGGGCAGACGUGGGCGACGCUGUGGAGACUGCCCUGGAGCAGCUCAAUCGGCGCUAUCAGCCUCGCCUGCGCUUCCAGAAGCAGCAGCUGCUCAACGGCUACCGGCGUUUUGAUCCAGCACGGGGCAUGGAGUACACCCUGGACUUGCUCUUGGAAUGUGUGACUCAGCGUGGGCACCGGCGGGCCCUGGCCCGCAGGGUCAGCUUGCUGCGGCCACUGAGCCGGGUGGAAAUCCUACCUAUGCCCUAUGUCACCGAGGCCACCCGAGUGCAGCUGGUGCUACCGCUCCUGGUGGCUGAAGCUGCUGCGGCCUUGGCUUUCCUUGAGACCUUUGCAGCCAGUGUUCUGGAGCCACGAGAACAUGCCUUGCUCACCCUGCUUCUGGUCUAUGGGCCACGAGAAGGUGGCCGUGGGGCGCCAGACCCGUUUCUUGGGGUGAAGGCUUCAGCGGCCGAGUUAGAGCGACGGUACCCUGGGACAAGGCUCGCCUGGCUUGCUGUGCGAGCAGAAGCCCCUUCCCAGGUGCGACUCAUGGACGUGGUCUCCAAGAAGCACCCCGUGGACACUCUCUUCUUCCUCACCACUGUGUGGACGAGGCCUGGGCCGGAAGUCCUCAACCGCUGCCGCAUGAAUGCCAUCUCUGGCUGGCAGGCCUUCUUUCCAGUCCAUUUCCAGGAGUUCAACCCUGCCCUGUCACCACAGAGGUCACCCGCAGGGCCCCCAGGGGCUGGCCCUGACCCUCCAUCCCCUCCUGGUGCUGACCCUUCCAGGGGGGCUCCCGUGGGGGGCAGAUUUGACCGGCAGUCAUCUGCAGAGGGCUGCUUCUACAAUGCUGACUACCUGGCGGCCCGAGCCCGGCUGGCUGGUGAACUGGCAGGUCAGGAAGAGGAGGAAGCCCUGGAGGGGCUGGAGGUGAUGGAUGUUUUCCUCCGGUUCUCAGGGCUCCACCUCUUUCGGGCCGUAGAGCCAGGGCUGGUGCAGAAGUUCUCCCUGCGGGACUGCAACCCACGGCUCAGUGAGGAACUCUACCACCGCUGCCGCCUCAGCAACUUGGAGGGGCUGGGGGGCCGUGCCCAGCUGGCCAUGGCUCUGUUUGAGCAGGAGCAGGCCAACAGCACUUAGCACCCCCCAGGGCUGUAACCUUACAUUUCCCUGUGUCUGCCUGAGCCCCAGGAAGGGCAAGGCAGGGUGAUGGACAGAUGGAGGGCUUGCCGCUGUAUUUUUUUUACAAGAAAAUGUUAUUAAAAGUGUCUUCUGCCAAACU